Messenger RNA from Coniosporium apollinis CBS 100218, 648 nucleotides. RefSeq names its product vesicle transporter SEC22. Gene Ontology annotation, biological process: endoplasmic reticulum to Golgi vesicle-mediated transport; vesicle fusion with Golgi apparatus; retrograde vesicle-mediated transport, Golgi to endoplasmic reticulum. The coding region runs from base 1 to 648 and encodes 215 amino acids. The transcript is spliced from 5 exons. Gene Ontology annotation, cellular component: endoplasmic reticulum-Golgi intermediate compartment; SNARE complex; endoplasmic reticulum membrane. Gene Ontology annotation, molecular function: SNAP receptor activity. NCBI's taxonomy places the organism in Eukaryota, Fungi, Ascomycota, Dothideomycetes. The record is from RefSeq and is a predicted model, not a curated record.
AUGAUCAACUCCACGCAGAUCGCGCGCCUGGACGGCCUAGUCCUAGCUGCAUCGGUGGACGAUGAGGAGUCGGAAGCUCAGCUCACCGACAUCAAGAGCAAGGUCAAACAGAUCAUGCGACGCCUUAACAAGAACUCGGAGCCGCAAGCCAGCAUUGAGAGCGGCAAAUACACACUCCACUACCUGAUCCACGAUAACCUUGUUUUCCUCUGCAUCUGCGACCAGUCCUACCCGCGGAAACUCGCAUUUACAUACCUUUCGGACCUGCAACAGGAGUUCACGACAACAUACCCGUCGCAGCAGUAUCUCUCUCCGACGUGUCGGCCAUUUGCUUUCAUCGAGUUCGACACCUUCAUACAGAGGACGAAGAAAACAUAUCAGGACAGCCGGGCGUCAAUGAACCUCGACAAGUUGAAUGACGAGUUGAAAGACGUGACAAAAGUGAUGACGAAGAACAUCGAGGAUUUGUUGUACCGGGGAGACAGCUUAGAAAGGAUGGGAGAGAUGAGCGGACGACUCCGAGAAGACAGCAGAAAAUACAAGAGAGCAGCGGUCCGGAUCAAUUGGGAACUGCUCCUCAAGCAGUAUGGGCCGUUCGCCGCCCUCGGGUUCAUCAUGAUUGUAUUCAUCUGGUGGCGCUUCUUCUGA